UGUUACAAUUUUGCUAUUUAUAAAGCUAUGGUCUAUUUAAAUGGUAGUUUGAUAAGAGAUAAGAUAUUGAAGAUAUAUAGUCUUUGUAGUUGUUUUCAUAUGAAGCCAUGAGGAGCCAUGAGCCACGUUCCACUUCCUCUUGUGCAGCUUGCAAGCUCUUGAAAAGGAGGUGCAGUCCCACCUGCAUUUUCGCACCCUAUUUCCGGUCUGACGAGCCGAAGAAAUUCGCAAAGGUCCAUAAAGUUUUCGGAGCUAGCAACGUGAGCAAGAUCUUGAUCGAGGUUCCCGAAGAACAGCGUGAGGACACCGUGAACUCCUUGGUUUACGAAGCUGAGGCAAGGCUCCGUGACCCCGUCUACGGUUGCAUAGGUGCCAUAGCCUUGUUGCAAAGGAAGAUGAUCGAGCUUCAACACGAUUUGGCCCUCGCGAGAGCUCGUUUGGCUCGAUAUGCUGCGAACUACUCGACCGGUGUUGCUGGUACAGAACUUGACCGGCUUACCGUGACGGGUUUAGGUGAGUUCCUAGUUGCUUGUGGUGGAUUCAUGGAUAGUUUUAACCAAAGUUCAUCAUAUCAAGUGAACCAAGAUGCACAUAUGUAUGAUCUUACCCAAAUUCCAUAUGUAUAUCAUGAUCAACUUUGAAUUGCACGAGAAAUAAAAAAAAAAUUGUUGGUUUUGGUUUGGAUCAA
This is a messenger RNA of Gossypium raimondii (Peruvian cotton), 688 nucleotides long. Its product is annotated as LOB domain-containing protein 21. Bases 108 to 641 code for a protein of 177 amino acids. Lineage: Eukaryota; Viridiplantae; Streptophyta; Magnoliopsida; Malvales; Malvaceae. The transcript has a single exon. The record is from RefSeq and is a predicted model, not a curated record.